Molecule: messenger RNA, 2810 nt
Organism: Myripristis murdjan (pinecone soldierfish)
Lineage: Eukaryota; Metazoa; Chordata; Actinopteri; Holocentriformes; Holocentridae
Gene: rftn1a
Product: raftlin, lipid raft linker 1a
Exons: 10
Coding region: 115-2319 (734 amino acids)
Source: RefSeq, a predicted model, not a curated record
GUCUGUUUAGUCUUCAUGCUGUUCUGCUUGACAGGGCAGGAAAUCAGUCUCAUUUCUGCUUUAAUUCAUUCUGAUCAAACAUGUCGCUCCCAAUCAGCCCUAUUUGAUUAGGAGAUGCCCGUAUCACAGCCCACCAAGCAGCGGGAAAUGGGCUGCAGGCUCCCCAAGUUGCGGAGGGCAGAGGAGAGGCGAAGCCCGGGGAAGAUCUAUUCCACUCUGCGACGGCCUCAGGUGGAAACCAAGGUGGGCGUGGCCUACACCUAUCACUUCCUGGAUUUCCUGUUGGGAAAAGAAGAGGUGCCGGUGUCGUCAGUGCUGUGCCUGUCCUCUGUCAGGGAGCUGCCGGUUCAGGUCAGGGAGCUCUAUGCCCAGGGUUUUGUUCUGGUGGCCGUCCACCCCUUUGUCCACCCCUGCGGCCCACGCCAUGCCCGCAUCCAGCACCAGCUGCACCGGGCCGUCCUGGUCCGAGAGACUCCGAGUUCAGAGAAGAGCCAGCUGCGGUGGAUGGGACGUCGCCUCGAGACUGAUGUGUGUGUGGCAGGUCACCAGGCCCCCGACCUGGAAGUGAUCCAAAACUAUGUGAAGAGGAUCCAGGAUGUGGCGGAGCAAGGGGUCAUGUUUGUUGGAUUUCUCCAGCAGCCAGGCGGAGGGCCCUGUUUCCUGGGGCACUGGGAGCUUGAGGAGCUGUCCUCCCUGCACUCCAGCCCUUCCCCAAUACACCGACACCCCUUCAGCACGAGCGCCAGCCCGACCGAUCCCGCAGAACCGCACCGCAACGACACAGAACCCGACUAUCACAUUUUUGAACCCCAAGAUCUAGAUCAUGACCGUGAAGAACUGACGGUGCAGGACCACGAGCCUGCAGCGUCCAGAGAGCCAGACUUCAGCCCUCUAAAACCCGUCCAGAAUUUAGAGAACCACACUCCAAUCCAAACCUCAGAUAUCAGCCUCAAGGAACCAACAGAGUCAACAAACAAACCUCAAGAUCACAGCAAACGAGGCGCAGACACGGUCCAGUGGUAUGACAGUCAAAAUCCACAAGAGGUUGAAGCAGGUCAGCUGUGUCCCAGUCCUCCGUGUGUUGUCAGACAGCAGCGCUGCAGUCUACCAGAGGCCAGCAAGACUAAACCAGAACUCAAAGAAGCCACAGGCAGGCCUUUCAGUCUGGAUGCAAAUCUUCACAAUGAGAAGGACAGACAGGGAAUGAGCUCAGGUAGCUGUGCCGGCUCUCCAGAACCCGAUCACAGCCAAGGAACAGAGUCUAACGGCAGCUAUCCUGACAGGCAAGCCAGAGCGACGACCCACAACAACAAUCACAUCCGGGUCAAAAGCUCUGAGAAGGAGAGGAAGGCUGCCACCUCACCACCAGCGCAGGCUAGGAUGCAGCUCUUUGCUCUGUACAACCACACGGGGGAGCUGAACAGUUCUCUGAGGUUCUACGCGCUCAGGGUUCCGCUACGUGUGCAAAAAGAGGCGGGGCUAACCACCGAGGUCGACGCCCACUGGCUCGACCACAUGACACAGCAUUUCACCAAUGGCGCGCACCUCAUCGACGGUUUCUUCCACCUGGGAGAUGACAACGACAAUGGGAUUUCAUCAGCAGAUAGUGUGUUCAUCUUCCAGAGCUCUGCAGAGGACACCGCAAACAUCUCCUAUGACGCCAUCGUGGUCGAACAGUGGACGGUGGUUGACGGUGUGGUGGUGAGGACAGACUACAUCCCAUUGCUCCAGUCUCUGGCUCCGUAUGGAUGGAGGCUGAUGUGUGUGUUACCCACACCUAUCGUCAAAACCAACAGUGACGGGAGUUUGUCGACCAAGCAAAUCCUUUUCCUUCAGAGACCCGUUUUGCAGCGCAAGAGAAAAGACUUCAAGAUGUUGAACCUCAGGGGUCGCAACAAGGCAAAGAAAAACUCUGCCGGAGAAACACCGGAGAAGGAGAGAGAGAACACAUCCCCCGUGAUGGAGAGAGAGAUGGAAAGGCUGGGGAGAAACACCAAAGAACAGGAGGACGAAGAAGAGAGAGAGGAGAGGAGGAACGGGGACAAGGGCGAGGGAGAGAGCCCUCAGAGAGGCGGAGAGGAGAGACGAGGGGAAGCGCAUCAAAAGGGCUUCUCGCUACGAACAGAGGGCGGGGCUUCUGACGAAAACCAGGAAGAGGAGACUGAAAUUGACCAGAUUCCAUCGGCUAAGCAGGAGAAGACAGUGAGAUGGACAGAUGUGUUUCAGAGAGAUGGCGGAGGGAUGAAGGAGGAGGUGAAGACGGAAGAGCGGAUCAAACAGCAGCUGAGCGAGAGAGCGCUGUUCUCUGGUGUCUGUUGACACAUUGGGCACAAAACAGGCGAAACAUGACUGAAGUUUCCAAAAAUGUCUUUUACAGGACAUUUCUUCUGUGGACAAUCCAGAUGUUGCCAGUCAUAUGCUGUAUCAAUAUUGAGUACCGUUGCUAAUGCUUCAGUCAGCCCUGGUUAGGGCAUGAAUGGGUCUCUGAGGUUGUAGCACCCAUGAAAUGGAAAUCAGUGUUGUGCAGUUCUCUGCUUUGGGUCAGUGUUGCUAUUUGAUGUGUCCUUAUAUAAAACAAGGCUGUACAUUACAACGUAAAGCAGGUUUCCAGUCAAAGCCUUAAGUGUCAUUUUCACACCUAUUGUUGUAAUUACUAUUUUCUAGCCACAGCCCUGCUACCAAGGGAGUGCUAAUCUCACUGGGUCCACUGUAUUUUUAUAUUGUGAAGUAUACGCUUUAAGACAGAAGUGAAAAUAAAAAAAAAAAAAAAAACUCAAAGUAUAGGGCACACUGCAUUGAUAUAUUACAUG